Molecule: messenger RNA, 2788 nt
Organism: Drosophila albomicans
Lineage: Eukaryota; Metazoa; Arthropoda; Insecta; Diptera; Drosophilidae
Gene: pink
Product: BLOC-2 complex member HPS5 homolog
Exons: 3
Coding region: 163-2760 (865 amino acids)
Biological process (GO): developmental pigmentation
Cellular component (GO): cytoplasm
Molecular function (GO): protein binding
Source: RefSeq, a predicted model, not a curated record
CAUCUGUAAUAGUUGAAGCCUCAGUUGUUUUUUUUUUUUGUUUUGCAAAUGGUAAAAAUGCAUAAAUAAUAUACAAACAAUAACAUACUGUAUAAUUAGCAUGCGAAGCGUGCCCAAUAUGUGAAUACUCAAGCGUCAGUAAGAAGAAACAACAGCAGCAAAAUGUCCGACGCCUACUGUCUCUCGAAUUUUAUUGAUUUUUCUCCACAUUUGUCGCAACCGCUGAGGCACAGCAAUCGGAUCAAGUACACCUGCUUUGACAUCUCAGACAACUACAUCAUAUUUGGUGCCACCUCGGGCUCACUAUACUUCUUCAAUCGUGCUGGCAAAUUCAUGCAUCUAAUCCCCAAUAAACAUGGCCCAGUUACACACUUGAGCAUAUCGGCAAACAAUAAGUAUGUUGCAUUUGCCACACAACGAUCCCUGAUCUGCGUGUAUGCUGUCAACCUGUCGGCCCAAGCUGCCCCACAGGUAAUUGUUACACACCUGAGCACCGAUCAAUCUGUACAAGUGAGUUGCAUCCAUUGGACGCCGGAUGAAAAGCAAUUUUACUAUGGCGACACACGGGGUCAGGUCAAUUUGGUGCUGCUGUCGUCGUUCAUUGGUCACAGCCUGUUGUUUAACAUGUCAGUGCAUCCAUUGCUCUAUCUCGAUUCGCCCAUUGUGCAAAUCGAUGACUUUGAAUCUCUGCUCUUGAUUUCCAACUGCUCCAAGUGCAUUCUCUGCAACACCGAGUACGAGGAGUACAAACAGAUUGGAAACCGUCCGAGGGAUGGCGCCUUUGGUGCAUGUUUUUUUAUGUCGCCACAGGAAGCAUUGCAGCCAUCUCGCAUCUACUGCGCCCGUCCCGGCACUCGCAUCUGGGAAGUGGACUUCGAGGGCGAGGUCAUCCAAACGCAUCAGUUUAAGAGCGCACUCGCCAUGGCGCCCGCCAAGAUCUUAAAGCCCAGCCAAAACGAUGCCAUCGACGACAAUAACGAUAUUGAUGGUCUAGAGACAAACGAUGAAUUGCUCGACUAUCAGCCGCAGCAGCUGCAGUUCGCUAAGCUACAGCGCUUCUGUCAGGACUUCCUCUUGGCCUUCACCGAACUGGGACUCUAUGUGUUUGAUGUACGCCAUUCCACGGUCGUGCUCUGGUGCAAUCAGUUCGAACGCAUUGUUGACUGUCGCGUUACAGGCGCCGAGAUUUUUGUGUUCACCCAAACAGGCUCAUUGUACAGCGUGCAGCUUCAGACCCUGCAGGGACACGCCAUUUUGCUGAUGCAGCAAUCAAGGCUGCCGGAAUGCGCACGUCUGUUGCGCCAACAUGUCAAAUACUUUGCGGACAAGGCGCGCGAGAACUACGAUCUGAAGCUGCUCAAUCAACUGAAGCAGAUGCUCAUUGAGAGACAGCAGUACGAGCUGCUUAACGAUAUAUCCGUCAUCUUCGAUGCCAUUGCCCAGUGCACGGGCAACGCACUGGACACCCAAAGCUCUGGCGGCAGCUCUGCAACAACCGAGCGCAGCCAGUCUCUCAGUCUAAGCACAGCAGCGACAGUUGGUAAUGGAAAUGGCAGCCAGAUUCAAACCAUAACGAUGCCAUUUGCUGCAGCACCGCCCAAAGGGGUUUAUGUGUUGGAGAAUGCAUUUUGCGAUAACCUCAAGCAGCCGCCCAAGGCGGGACACUUAAAGGAUGCACUGCUGACAGUAACUGGAAAGUUUGGCAAGAACAUCAUCAAGUACAAGUUCAAUAUAUUUGCCGAGGAGCAGCAGCAACAGCUGGUCCGCGAGCUGAUACCGGAUAGUGAGCGCUCGCUACCCUUCAUGGAUAUUAAAGCCCGCUACGAGUCGCAGGACAAUGCCGACGAGGACGACGAGGAAAUUGUUUGCCGCAGGAGCAAAUUAGCUUCCGCCAAGCGUUUGGCAGCGUCGACAACAGCAACAACUCACAUCAGUCCCGAAGAGAAAACCAUAUACAAUCUGUAUUUGAUCCACAAGAGCGCCAAAUUCAGUCGAACGCAUUGCGUAGAGCGUUAUCGCAGCGUCUUCGAUGAGUAUACGGCCAACGAGCUGAUCCAAUUGCUGACUAAACUGGUCCAAUUGAUGGUGGACCAUGGCGACAGCUUGGAGCAGGCACAACGCAAUUGUUAUGAGAUGUACUUCAACUACUUGAAUCCCGAGCUCAUCUGGGAGAUGGACGAUGCGACGCGUGACUAUAUUGCAAAUGGAUUCGUACUCUUAAAUGCCGGCAUCGAGAUCUUUCGCUGCAGUCAUUGCAAUUUCCCACUUCGCUUCGAUAAUGCCUGUCAAUAUCAUGAGCUUGGUGCUGUUUUAUUGCGUUACUUUUGGUCCCGCAAUGAGCAGCUAAAGUGCUUCGAUGUCCUACACGCGGUGCCAGCGUUGCUCGACGUCCUAGCCAAGUUUUAUCUGGCCGAGCACAAUCUGGAUAAAGUGUUGCCCAUUGUGUUUAACUAUGGUGCCGUCGAAUUGCUCCAGGAUAUCGGACGACAGUUGAACAUCUCGGCAUGGGCUCGUUUAUUUGAGCAGUUUGUGGAAUUACAACGUGGGCGCUUGGUUUGUGUGAACUGCGAGAGUGUCACCAGUGUGGAGCAGGAGCAGCUAACCCGACACUUCUUCUACACUUGGAACUGUUUCCUCAACAUUGCCCUGGAUCAUUUGACAGCCACCGAGACGCUGGCAUUAAUCUUCAAGUGGAGCUCGUACAUACCCAGCGAUGCGAUUGAUCGUGAAUUCUAUACAAGAUGUCUGCUUAAGGGCUAGCAUACUAUACGGCAUUAAUUUAUUCCAA